Messenger RNA from Ectocarpus sp. CCAP 1310/34, 1596 nucleotides. The record is from the annotation of a GenBank genome assembly. NCBI's taxonomy places the organism in Eukaryota, Phaeophyceae, Ectocarpales, Ectocarpaceae.
CGGCAUGUGAGAGAUGAAGACCAACUCAGCGUUGGGUUCGUGCGAAGUUUGAAUGAGGAGGGGUGGGCAGCAAGCGCUGCGGGAGGAUAUGGGAGAUGGGUGAUUUUCUGGUCUCUCGGGGACGAAAAGGCCAACGGAACGGAGUCAACAACGCCAAAAAGGCACGUACUACGUCAGUAUCACAUCACGUAUCCGGUGCUUGACCCUCGCCAGCCUACUCCCGCAUAGUUUGUCCCUAUUGUUAUGUCGGAACUCGCGCGGAUUGAGCUGCGAGCUGCGAGUGGGGGCAACUUGCUCUUUGGGGCGAUGGGGGGCCGCUGGUCUGGAAGAUGCCACGCCCGCCAGGGAUGCCAGACCGGUACAAAGCGAGCACUGCAGAGUAACGCCAGGCCUAAGCCGUUCGCGGUGACGGAGUCCCCGUGGUGCGCCGAGGGGCCCGCAAACAGGCCGCUUUGGGGACUGCGACGUGAGGGCGUACAUCUCAACGACAUGAAUAUGCCGUACUACUCCGCGCCGACGGUGUUUCACUGCGAUGCAUUCAACGCCUUUGGAAUGGGUUGCAAGCAUUCCAUAGGAGGGUCCUACUUUGGAUGGGCUUGGCGAACGCCAGCGGUUCAGCGGUUGAAACAUCAAACGCACGUCGGUACUCUCGCGAGCCCGGGAGCUUGCAGCCAGGGAGAGACCGGCCUGCAGUGCGAAAUACUCGGACUGUUACAAAAAGGAUGCCUGGGGCGGUGCAAGCUGACAGACGAAGAAGGGGCGGCGUUUGAGCAAGAGGUUUUCGUGCGUGGCGGUCUGCUGCUGAUGUGUGGGGAUGGACAAGGGCGCUCGAAAUUUCUCGGCACGAAGGCUCCCAACAGCUGGUCCAAACAUCCGUGCGCGUACUGCAUGGUGAGUCAACGCGACGAUGAUACCGGCGGCGAUCUGGGGAACCCAAGGUUCGACAUCGACAAGCACCGCCGCACAUGGGGCCAGAUAACGGAUGGCUUGUCCGAGUUGGAUGCCCUCGCGGAUGUCCCUCGCGAGCAGGAUCGACGCUCAAGAGACCUGGGACUGGUUCCGCCGGAUGCGUCAGGGCUCCCCCUCCCUCUAUACACCGCCAUGCGCAUUGUUCCGACGGAGAACGUACCCGUCGAGCGACUGCACUUCGAUGCGCUGGGGCAAAGUCAGCUUUGCCAGGUGUUCUUCUUGGAGAUGCUCUCCACUACAGGUCGCCGGCUUGUCUCAGCCAUCAUGGCCCAGAAGCCGUCUUUACUCUACCCACCCGGAACACGGAAGCUGAAGGAUGUCGUGACCAACUACGCUUCUCUGAAUGGCAGCGACAAGUGGACACUGCAAUCGAUCAUUCUUCUCAUAUUCCGGAUGGUUCUCCAGGAUGUUUCGGCAAUGAGGAGAAACAUGAAGACACGGGAGAUCAAGGACCUCGUCACGGAGUGGGGAACGUACGACAAGGUCUUGGAGGCGCUGCGGGAGCUUAUGAAACGGGCGUCUCUCCUGUCGUUCGCCCUCCGCGCGCCAUCUUUCACCGACCCGGAGCUACGGCAACUCGACAAACUCGCGCGUGACGCGUACUAGCUAGAGAGGGCACAAUGGCCC